Molecule: messenger RNA, 1504 nt
Organism: Arachis duranensis
Lineage: Eukaryota; Viridiplantae; Streptophyta; Magnoliopsida; Fabales; Fabaceae
Exons: 8
Coding region: 1-1290 (429 amino acids)
Source: RefSeq, a predicted model, not a curated record
AUGAUUACAGGCCUGGCUAUGGAGCUUAGUGAUAGACGACGGACUCGGUUUUGGGAGGAUGUUUGGUUACAAUGUGGUUUCUUGAAAGAUAGGUUUCCCAGGCUCUUCUCUGUUUCAAACCAAUGUGGUUUGACUGUAGGGGAUUGUGGGUUUUGGGAUGGGUUAGAGUGGGUUUGGAACUUCCAAUGGAGACGAGAGCUUUUUCAGUGGGAAUUAGACCUCCUAAGUCAGCUACAUGAGGCGUUGAUACUGGUGCUACAAGAAGGAAUGCUGCCAGAAGAUGUAACCAGUUACAGUUUCACGAAGUCCAUCUGGAAUGACUUUGUUCCAUCAAGAGUGGAGUUAUUUGCUUGGUUUGUCCUGGUCCACCACUUGUUCCUUGGCUAUGAUUUUGCUUGGCAGGUGUGGAGUGCAUGGUUAUCUAUGUUUGGUCGGCCCUGUUCACACUUCACACAGUUUAGAGACCCAACACUGCUUUUACUACUCUUUUUGCAAUUUCUGGGGAUCAACAUGAACCAAAUUAAGCCGCAGGACAAUGCUGCUGCUGCAGCAAAAGCCAUUACUCCAUUUCAAUCUGAUGAGCAUGAGUCUCCUGCUACUGAGGUUUCUCAUGAAUCUCCGGUUUCUGGUGCUGGAUGGGUUUGCAAAAUCCCCUCAGAAGACUCAGGAUGGCGUUCAUUCAACACCAAAUCAUCUUCUCAGACUCAUUUGCUUUCAGCAGAAGAAAAAUCAACCAUAGCAGCACUAGAUUUGCAGCUCAAGGCAGUGAAAGCUUGCAAAGCAUUUUUAGUUGGCAAUACUAAUUCGGACUCUGAUGAAGAUGACAUCAUCGAUGAUGAGGAUGAAGAUGAUGAUGAGGAUGAGUCGAUAGAUGGUGAUGACAAUGACGACGAGGGUGAUGAAUCUGCAGAGUACAAGUUUUUUGAAAAGGUGUUUAAAGAAGAUGGUGAAUUAAGAAGAUAUUACGAGAACAACCACAAAGAAGGGCACUUUUAUUGUUUGGUUUGUGGGGCUGUAUGGAAGAAAGUAUGGAAGAGGUUUAAGGAUUGCAAUCAACUACUUCAACAUUCAACUACUGUAUUAAGGACAAAAAGGAUGCGAGCUCACAGGGCUUAUGCUCAGGUUGUCUGUAAAGUUAUUGGUUGGGACAUUGAUCAGUUGCCUGUAAAUUCCAGGAAGAUUUUGGUUGAAUCCAAAAAGUCUGGAGGGGAUGGCAUGGAUGAUUCAAAUGGUGAAACUGGUAAUGGUAAUGCUGAUGAACGUGUUGACGAUUUGGUUCAUGUUCAGUGAAGUGCAGGAAAAGCGAAUAGCAGUUAUGAUAUAGUUUAGACUUUAGAUGAAGGCCCUUAAUCUUUUAUCCCCAACACUAGUAGAGAGGCUGAUGAUUCUGACUUGAAAGAUGUUUAUAUACUUCUAUCUCGUGACCCUUAAUUUUGUAAAUCCUUCUAUUGUGGAGUUUGAUCUCUUGGGAUAGUGCCUCACUUUGAAGCAGUUUUUAUUAUCA